ACUACCGAUAGAGCUGUUAUGAAAUCAGCCAAUACAUUUGCAGUGCAGGUGCCUCCCACGUUAUCACCACAAUCGGUCGCUGCUGCUGCUGCUGCUUCUCCUCCUGAUACUUCACGUCGUGGGUAAACAGUGAGAGAAGAAGAGUGGACACACACGAGAACGAGAACAAUCGGCGUUGGUCUAAUCGGGGCCACGGGGGGGUAGUUUGUUGGUUGGUUGGUUAGUUGCUUAUUUUGUGUGUGCGCGUAAACAGCAGGGGAGCACGCGAGCCGGAAGAAGAGGUGUGCGAGCAGGAAUUGCACAUUUCGAGUCGGCACACGGGGGAAUCGGAUCAUCAUCAUCGUCAACAUAUACACGCACUCGCAAAGAGAGAGAGUGGUGUUGCGGUGUGUUUGUACGUACGUACGAGCGAUCGUCCGUCCGUCCGUCCCGUCGUCUCCUGGCCUGUCGGUGCGCGUGUUCUCUCUCUCUCUCUCUGAGUGUGUGUAUGUGUGAGUGAGUGUGUGUGUUUUCUCUCCAAUUUUACUAGCGGCGGCGGGCGAGAAGUGUGCGUUUGUUUUUUUGUGUGCGGUAUGUUAUAAUAUAUAUAUAUAUAUAUAUAACAACAUAUAUAUAAAAAAAAACGUGCCGUGGUGUGAGGUGGAGGAGAAGAGCCAUGUCUACGUAUUCUAGGACAUCGGAGAGUGAUGCCUGGGCGUUACUUGCACUCAAGUCGGCCCCUGCGAGCCCCUCGAAGGUGCAGUGGAGCCCCGAGGACAAGGGGGAGGCGAUCGCGCGCCUCGAGGGCCGCGAGUUCGAGUACUUUGUGCGUCAGAAUCGGAUCACGAUCGGCAGGAACAGCUCCAGGGGAGACGUGGACGUGAACAUGGGACACUCCAGUUUCAUCUCGCGGAAGCAUCUGGAGGUCUUCUUCGAUCAUCCCUAUUUCUACAUGAUGUGCAACGGAAAGAACGGCGUCUUCGUCGACGGCGUCUUCCAACGCAAGGGCGCCCCCUCCAUACAGCUGAAUAGAACGUGUACGUUCAGAUUUCCUAGUACAAAUAUCAGGCUGUCGUUUCAAUCGUUGGUGGACGAAGCUUCCGAUCCCGCCCCGAGGGUGCGCGAGGUGUCACCGGUGAGGGUGAGGGAUAGGUCGGGUGGAGGAGGAGGAGGCGGUGGUGGUGGUGGUUUGCAGCCGCUGCCACCUUUGAGAAUCAACAUCCCCGCAGAUUCGGACACGUACGGAAGUCCGUUUCCGUCGCCGACGGGCACGAUAAGCGCGGCCAACAGUUGUCCAGCUAGUCCAAGAGGUAAUCACGGCGGCGGUGCGCCCAUCAUCUUCUCAUCUGACCACGUUCAUCUCGCAGGUGGCCAUGGUCGGAGGAAUAUCUCAGCAGAUCUGCAGAUGGUCGCAGCGUACGCCGCUCAGGUGGCACAUCGCGACGAGGUCGCAGGUGGCGGCGGUGGUGUAGGUCACCACGCCCCCCAGAGCCAUAGUCCUGACCAUUACAGGCAACCCACAUCGAAUGGAAACUCAAUACCUCCGGUUGUGAUAAACGAUGGGUACGGCGCGAGCGGCGGAGGUGGAGGAGGCGGUGUCGUCGGUGGUGGAGGAGGAGGAGUCGGAGGCGGAAACAAGGACGACUCGAAACCGCCUUACUCGUAUGCACAGUUGAUAGUACAAGCGAUAGCUAGUGCUCAGGACAAGCAGCUCACGUUGUCCGGCAUCUACAGUUACAUCACCAAGCACUACCCUUACUAUCGCACCGCCGACAAAGGAUGGCAAAACUCGAUAAGACACAACCUAAGUCUUAAUAGAUACUUCAUAAAGGUACCUAGAAGCCAGGAGGAACCGGGCAAGGGCAGCUUCUGGCGGAUAGACCCGCAAUCCGAAUCGAAACUAAUUGAACAAGCAUUUAGGAGGAGACGGCAGAGGGGAGUGCCAUGCUUCAGAGCACCGUUCGGUCUUAGUUCCAGAAGUGCACCGGCUUCGCCCAGUCAUGUGAGCAUGUCUGGAUUGAUGACGCCAGAGUGCCUGUCCCGAGAGGGAUCGCCCGCCCCCGAGCACAUGCUCGAGGUCAGCCAAUCGGCGCCCGGAAGUCCCGGAACUGUAGCGUUCCCUGGUUCGUGUUCGAUGAUCGGUCAUCAGCAGAUGAACGCCCUCGUCGGUGCGACGAAGGCCCGCCUCCGUUUGCCUACGCGAGAGGAGGCGGAGUUCAUGCAGCAGGGCACCUCCGGUCUCUCCACCAACGGCCAGGAGCACAGGGAAGAGAAAUUCCACAUAGUUAGUUCGGGCAUCGUCGAGGAGAGAUCCAUGUCACCUGCGUCCUUCUCGCCGCAACCGGUGAUCGUGCAAACAGCUAGUUAUUCACCUUAUAGCAAUCAAGGUAUGGAUUUGAAAAGACAUAUGGAUGAGCAGAGCGUAGAGAGUCCGAGCAGCACGGGCGGCGACAAUCAGGACAUGCAGGAACCGGAAAUCAAGAGGCCGCGUUCCGAUCAGCACUACGAAACUGAAUAGAUAUGGUAGAUAUUGAUAGAUAGAGAGAGAGAGAGAUGCGGGAGGGAGACGACGAGAGAUGAGACGACAACGACAACGGAGAUCAUACGUACUAUGAAGAAAAAGAAGAAAAUACUAUAAAAAAAAAUAAAGAAGAAGAAGCGCUUGAGAAACACUUUAUUCUCAUCAAGAUAUAUUGAUUAUAUUUAUAAAAAGAAGCCAAAAAAA
Messenger RNA from Nicrophorus vespilloides, 2704 nucleotides. RefSeq names its product forkhead box protein K2 (gene FoxK). NCBI's taxonomy places the organism in Eukaryota, Metazoa, Arthropoda, Insecta, Coleoptera, Silphidae. Gene Ontology annotation, molecular function: RNA polymerase II cis-regulatory region sequence-specific DNA binding; DNA-binding transcription factor activity, RNA polymerase II-specific; protein binding. The record is from RefSeq and is a predicted model, not a curated record. The transcript has 8 exons. Bases 656 to 2497 code for a protein of 613 amino acids. Gene Ontology annotation, biological process: regulation of transcription by RNA polymerase II.